CAUUGCGAACGGGGUAUUUUCUUCGGGGUAUAAAGCUGAGAAUAGACGGGAGGAGAGCCUCAGAGCUUCACCUCGUUGCCUCAUCCCCGUUCGCAUGCGAACCUCCUGCAACAUCUCCUUCCUCCUGCUCCUCUCACCUGGCCGCAUCUGCCCAGAUCAUGUCCGCUAAGCUCCUGCUGGUUUUCUUCCUCCUCUCAGUGUUCCACGCCCGUUCCAGAAAGGUUGAAGAGGAUGAAUACGAAGAUGGAACAACCAACCAAAAAUGGGUUUUAGCUCCAAAAACACAAGACACAGAUGUGACCUUGAUACUAAACAAGCUGUUGAGAGAGUAUGACAAAAAGCUACGGCCAGAUAUUGGAUUAAAACCAACGGUUAUUGAUGUCGACAUUUAUGUCAACAGCAUUGGUCCUGUAUCAUCAAUAAAUAUGGAAUAUCAAAUUGAUAUAUUUUUUGCUCAGACGUGGACAGACAGCCGUCUUCGCUUCAACAGCACCAUGAAAAUACUGACUCUGAACAGCAACAUGGUUGGUUUGAUCUGGAUCCCAGACACAAUAUUUCGGAACUCCAAGACAGCAGAAGCACACUGGAUCACCACCCCAAACCAGCUCCUCCGGAUAUGGAAUGACGGCAAGAUCCUGUACACCCUAAGGCUUACCAUUAAUGCUGAGUGCCAGCUGCAGCUACAUAAUUUCCCAAUGGAUGAACACUCAUGUCCACUGAUAUUCUCAAGCUAUGGCUAUCCUAAAGAAGAAAUGAUUUACAGAUGGAGAAAAAACUCAGUGGAAGCUGCUGACCAGAAGUCUUGGAGACUCUAUCAGUUUGACUUUAUGGGUCUCAGAAAUACUUCAGAAAUUGUGAACACCUCUGCAGGUGAUUAUGUAGUCAUGACUAUAUACUUCGACUUAAGUAGAAGAAUGGGAUACUUCACUAUUCAAACAUACAUUCCCUGUAUAUUAACUGUUGUUCUUUCCUGGGUGUCCUUUUGGAAAAAAGAUGCCACACCAGCAAGAACUGCAUUAGGGAUUACUACAGUAUUGACCAUGACAACUUUGAGCACCAUUGCAAGAAAGUCAUUACCCCGUGUCUCCUAUGUCACCGCUAUGGAUUUGUUUGUGACUGUAUGCUUUCUAUUUGUAUUUGCUGCUCUGAUGGAGUAUGCAACACUCAACUACUACUCCAGUUGCAGGAAACCAAACUGUACUAAGAAGAAAAAGUCGAAUUAUUCUGUACUUGAUAUGAGACCACCAACUACAGUCAUCACAUUGAACAAUGCCAUGUAUUGGCAAGAAUUUGAAGAGGCAUGUGUCUAUGAAUGUCUGGAUGGGAAAGACUGCCAGAGUUUUUUCUGUUGUUAUGAAGAAUGUAAAUCAGGCUCAUGGAGGCGAGGACGGAUUCACAUAGACAUCUUAGAAUUGGACUCUUACUCUAGGGUCUUUUUUCCUACAUCCUUCCUGCUCUUUAACCUGGUCUACUGGGUUGGAUACCUCUAUCUUUAAAAGUUGCCUGUAGAGGUGAAGACUGCUGUGUUUUCACACUGAGGAGAGAUGGUGAAAGUGCAGCAAAAGUGAAGGACAUGGUCAGUUUCAUCUCAAAUUAUAAAGGCCACAUUAACCUUCACCGUCACAGAGUGUGAUGAAGAAUUUUAAUUGCCUAAAAAAGAAAAACAUAGAAGAAUUAUGUCCUUACUGCUAUUCAUUUUAAGGGAAAGAUUCUUAAAAAUUCAGCUGAAUUUGUAGUGUAAGCGAUGUUUAUGAAUAAUUAUUGUAUAUUAGAAUUCUUACUAUUCUCCCUUGACAUAGAAGUUAUAUACAAUUCAGUCAAAGGUUAAGUAUGUCACUUUGUUCUUCAUUCCCAUAGUUUCUUCAAAAUGCUGCCAUAUCCCUGAGGCUCAGAGCAACACACACUGGCAUUAGCAAAUAAGCUAAAGCCAAUGAAACCGCUCAUUUGUAUUUAAACUUACAUGAGCUAUGUCCCAUAGGUUCUGGGAAAUAUUUUCUUGAUGAUCUCCUUCCUAUAGAGAAACCAUCAAAAGACGGCAAUCUAUGUCUCUGGUGAGAUCAAAAUAGAGAAAUUACUUUCUGCACAGGUCUGGGAAUAAUGGAAUUAGAUGCUUACCUACAUGUAUUUGUUUUAAUUUGAGGUAAAAAUAACACUAAUAUUUUGAUAAAAAUAAAAGACUUGCCUAUCUCUGCACAGAGGCAGCUGUAGGCAUAACUUCUACAGUUUUUCAAGAUUUUAACUGUCUUUUUUAUGACUGGUUAAACACAGGAUGGUCAUUGAUUUCUACAAUACUUCUACUUGAAGCAGGACAAGAUCCUUGUGUCAUUGUAGCAGAUCACAGUUGAUAGGCCAUUAGUAAAAAUCACUAUAAUAGCACUCGUAAUAUGUGACUUUCUUCAGAUUGAAGUGUACUAAAAAGUGCCCUCAUUUUUAUGCAUUCUUAUUUUUUCUCUCAAUGUUAUUUUACAAAAUU
Molecule: messenger RNA, 2473 nt
Organism: Meleagris gallopavo (turkey)
Lineage: Eukaryota; Metazoa; Chordata; Aves; Galliformes; Phasianidae
Gene: GABRG3
Product: gamma-aminobutyric acid type A receptor subunit gamma3
Biological process (GO): gamma-aminobutyric acid signaling pathway; chloride transport; monoatomic ion transmembrane transport
Cellular component (GO): membrane
Molecular function (GO): GABA-A receptor activity; extracellular ligand-gated monoatomic ion channel activity
Source: RefSeq, a predicted model, not a curated record